UCUAAAUACGGGUAUAGAAAGAAAACUAAUAACACGUCGGAAAACCCAUAAGACUUCCUGCGUUCAGACUUCCUGUAGCCUGCAAAGCUAAAUGUACUAUUAUUAGUUUAUUUUGAAGGAGAUUUAAUUAUGAAUACGGUUUUAUCGAGGGCGAACUCGCUGUUCGCAUUUUCUCUCAGUGUAAUGGCCGCUCUCACUUUCGGCUGCUUCAUCACAACGGCGUUCAGAGACAGAAGCGUUCCGGUGAAUAUACACGUCUCCAGAGUGUUCCUAAAAAACGUGGAUGACUUUACAGGACCAAGAGAAAGGAGUGAUUUGGGUUUUGUGACCUUUGACCUUUCUGCUGAUCUGCGGCCGAUAUUUGACUGGAACGUGAAGCAGCUCUUCCUCUAUCUAUCUGCUGAAUACGCAACCAAAAGCAAUGCGCUGAACCAGGUGGUCCUAUGGGACAAGAUCGUUCAGAGAGGACAGAACACCAGACUUGAACUGAAGGAAAUGAAGACCAAAUACUACUUCUUUGACGAUGGAAAUGGCCUGAGGGCGAAUAGGAACGUGACUCUCACUCUCUCCUGGAACGUGGUGCCGAACGCCGGGAUCUUGCCGUUGGUCAUGGGCUCGGGUCACGUCUCAGUGCCGUUCCCCGAAUCGUACGAAAGCACCAAGAGCUACUGAACUGUCCUGAACCAUCUUCAUUAACGUUGCACACCGCUGUGGGUUUUAAUAAAAAACAAACAAACAAACAAAAAAAAACAGUACAACAUGCGUCCUUCAAUUGUGCUUUAUUUUUCUGUCCUGUGUGAAAAAGAAAGGGUGUGUGUGCUGUGUGUUACAGCUGAGGUCGUUGAGAUUUUGUCCUAACGUCAGAUCUGUGAUGGAGAUUCUAGAUAGUUUUAUGAUUAAUGUAAAGAUGUUUACAUGAUGAUUUGUAAUAAAUAUUAUAUUAAUGUCA
Molecule: messenger RNA, 949 nt
Organism: Ictalurus furcatus (blue catfish)
Lineage: Eukaryota; Metazoa; Chordata; Actinopteri; Siluriformes; Ictaluridae
Gene: spcs3
Product: signal peptidase complex subunit 3
Exons: 5
Coding region: 130-672 (180 amino acids)
Biological process (GO): protein targeting to ER
Cellular component (GO): signal peptidase complex; membrane
Source: RefSeq, a predicted model, not a curated record